This is a messenger RNA of Stylophora pistillata, 2822 nucleotides long. RefSeq names its product band 7 protein AGAP004871. NCBI's taxonomy places the organism in Eukaryota, Metazoa, Cnidaria, Anthozoa, Scleractinia, Pocilloporidae. The record is from RefSeq and is a predicted model, not a curated record. Gene Ontology annotation, cellular component: plasma membrane.
AUAUAUCCAAAUUAUUUCGUUACUCCCACCGACGCAGCCCCAAACAGUUUCUUUCGAAACUAUCAGCCUUUAUGUUAUGGAAAGAUGAAUGGGCGAAUAAACCAACUUUUUGUUGUCUUUCGUCCUCGUCUUAGCUUGGUCUGUAGAGCCAGAGACAUUGCUUAAAUUAAUCGGUUGGCGCGAUGGCGGUUUUCCCGAUAAGAAAAAAAUUCACUACACGCCCAAGUCACGUUUGAGAGGAGACCAGAACCCCUACGUAAAAUAUCUCGACGCACAAAAGGGUUCAAAGGGGAGAUCAUUGUGCAAGAUAAGUUAAACUGGCUCUCGGGGCCUAGAAAGGGGCCCGGGAACAACUUGGGCGCGUUGAACAUUCAGUUCAUGGAGAAGAACAAGCGGUGAUUUCAUGAAAUCGUUAAAACACUCGAUCAACCUGGUAGUUUAUGGUUCUCUUCCAAUUGUACUGCAAAGUAGCUACAUUUUCAUGGUUUAGCGCUCACUUCAUCAAAUAAACACUGUUUCUCUUGACUGAGAUUUUAUUUGAAACCCGAGCUCUGAAAGUUAAGGGAACUGUUUUGAUUUUUUUUUCUAAAACUAUAGAUGUACUUGUUUGCUUGUUUUCAGUAGAGAAUCACUUUUUUAACAUAUAAUGAUGGGAAAUUAUUAAUUGCAAUCGUUUCGUGCAGUAAUUCCUUAAGCAUAACUUUCAAAUGCUGCAUGAUACCUGCGCAAUGUGUCGUUCGACAGAUAAAACAAACAAACAAGGGGCAAUCACAGACUGAAUAUGAGUUCCAAAGUAAAUUUCAGUGUUUUUCUCGAGGUGAGGAAUUGAUUAGCUGCCGUUUGUAAACAUUUGUUGCUUUAAGUAAUUCGUGCUAACUGAAAAGUACUAGAAUGAAAUCUUUCUGCGCGGGAUGAAUUCAAACAGGCCUCCCCUGUACAACAGGUGUUUGUAGUUUACUUGUCACAGCCUUAACAGGUAUUGUGGGCAGUAGUUAGAUCAUCAUCUAUGUAUACAAACUUCUUGCAUCCGAGAAACCGCGUUAGUUUAAAGCUUUCACUGGCGCGUACAAAAUGUCACAAGAAUCGCUUCAGCAUCAUGGAGGUUGUCAAGUCGGCGGCCUUCCUCGCAUUCAAUGCAUGAGCUCCAGUCAACCUGACGGAGGAGAACUGGGGAUCUGCGGGAUCGUCAUCACUGUUCUUUGCUAUAUCCUCGUCGUGGUAACAUUUCCAUUUUCAUUGUUCUUUUGUUUGAAGAUAGUGCUGGAAUAUGAAAGAGCUGUGAUUUUCAGACUUGGGAGAAUACUCCCCGGUGGUGCCCGGGGACCAGGAUUGUUUUUUGUUCUACCUAAGAUUGAUCAGUACAGCAAAGUGGAUUUAAGGACCGUGUCAUUUGAUGUACCCCCUCAAGAGGCUUUGACACGUGACAGUGUUACAGUCACUGUUGACGCAGUGGUGUACUUCAGGAUCCAGAAUGCAACAGUGUCAGUGACAAACGUCUCUGACGCUCAGGGAUCCACCAAACUGCUGGCUCAGACUACCUUAAGAAACAUGAUUGGUACGAAGAAUUUGAGCGAGAUCCUGAUGGAUAGAGAGGGUUUGAGUUCUCAGAUGCAGUUGUUCCUGGAUGAUGCAACUGAUCCUUGGGGAGUUCGUGUGGAGAGAGUUGAGAUUAAGGACGUCCGCCUUCCAGUCCAGUUACAGCGUGUUAUGGCGGCUGAAGCUGACGCAACCAGAGAAGCCAAAGCUAAGGUUAUUGCUGCAGAAGGUGAAAUGACGUCAUCACGUUCUCUAAAGCAGGCCGCUGACAUAAUGGCGGAGACACCGUCAGCGAUGCAGCUUCGUUAUCUUCAGACGCUGAACACCAUUUCAGCUGAAAAGAAUUCCACCAUCAUCUUCCCAAUCCCUGUGGAUUCUAUGACGAGUUUUUUCAAGAAGUGAAAGUAACACUGGAAGUGUACGGAUAGAAACUUUUACACCUGAAACUUUUGUAAGUCAGUCAGUCGUAACUUUAUCAGCACAAGAUGUACUUGAAAACUUAUGUCCGUGUAACACUAUUAAGCAAGCUAUUUUGGCCAUUUUGCUUAAAUAGCAAUUUAAUUUUGCCUUACAAGGUAGUCGAUAACCGUGAUAACAUGACAUCUUUGAGGUAACAAUGUAAAGAUGGAUCUGUGAUAAAAAAGACCACAAAUAUAGAAACUUUUGUGAGACGAUAUCUUGCGCAAAAGGAAUUUAAUAUGGUUUUCGAUACAAGUCAAUAAAACCUUUUUUCUUUUAAAAUUGACUUUGUAAGCAAGAAGAUACGGCAAAGUGUCUUCUUUUUGCAGGUGGAGAGGAUUGUCAGAACGUGAUCAAUUAAAACAUUCAUCAUCGUAUUAAAAGUCAGUCAACCCAAGCAGAAAGCUGUUUAAAGGCAAAAGUCUUGUCAAUAACUACACCAAACUCUCCAUCCAGUUCUGGUAGAGUUGUAAUAAACAAAAAAUAUUAUCAAUUAUAGUUCCAAAAGUUGUUUUUCCUGUAUCAUCUGUAGAUAUGAGUUUUUCCUCCAUUUUUUUUUCAAUAAUGUAAUUGUGAUUUGUUCGGGUACAAAAUGUUUUGAUAACUAAUUUGUUAACGAUAAUAAUGUUACAGAUAUGGUUGUUAGUUUAAUUCUACAAUACAGUACAUAGUUAGGUAGCAACAAGUAAUCUGUAAAAAAUUCAUUCUAAGCUUCUCGUUUGUUAAGUUUAUGAAACCCUCUUUACUAUGAAUUGCUUCGCUGUAUUUUGAAAAACGACUCAAUUCUUCUGCUAAAAACUUUUGAAUAAAAAAAUUGCGAACAACUA